GUAAAAGUUGUUGCAGUUUCAUCGGCAUUCAGCAGCGGACGACAAAACAAGAUGAAGUACCUCGAGGAGAAGACGCUGAGCUGGGCGAACGCCGCGCUGAGCGAGUUCUGCGUCGGCGACCGGGUCAUCAAUGGGAGGCUUGAGUGCUUCUCGUGCAAGAAAGCAGGGCAAGACAAAAAGCUCGCCAAGUCGCUCGAACUUCUGUACCAAUCCAACAACAACGGUAACACCAGCGUUGUUGAACAACAAGCAACACCCGCAACCGUACACAACAACGUGUCCAUCGGGACGUUGGCGGACUCGAACACAAGGAAACUCCUGAUCAACUUGAUCUCGACCAUGAACGCUUCCUUCCCCGACUACGACUUUUCCGACUUGAAACCAGAGCAGUUCCACAAGGAAGUCGACAUGCGCACGAUAGUGAACGCGAUCAACACACAACUGGCAGAAAUCGUCGAAAUGGACAACAUUGGGUUCCUCGAGAAGCUGUGGGAGUCCAUCGUUGCCGCGAUCGCGCCCGGCGACUGCGAAGUCUACAGCUACAUCCCUGACAUGGACGGGUGUUCGGAUCCGUUCAGCGACGGCACGUUAUGGUCAUUCAACUACUUCUUUUACAACAAGGAGCUCAAGAAGAUCCUGUACUUCACGUGCAUGUCAAGGAGUGCCGUCCACGACCUGAACGGCCACGACGAGGAAGAUGAUGACGACGAUAUGGUGUGCAGAUCGGAAGACGACGACGAAGACGACGACGUUCUUAUGGAAGGCGACUGGGAGGACGGCGCGUAGGAUAGAUGCAUGUCCGUCCGUCCAGGAAGCUGUGUCGACGCGUGCCGUCGGGGUGUAUUCGUGUGCAUGAAUCUCAAGAAUCUCCUCCAUGACGUGUUGGGUCAUCGAUACAACGGGCGAGUGCGCGCCGCCAACUGGUGCGUCGUUCCUUCGACAUGCGGCUGUUGCUGCAGGUCCUCGUCUUGCCGAAGGACAACGUCGUAUUUUCGAGGAGUCGUCUUUGGCGCGGCGGCGGCUGACUUGGGCCGCUUGGUAGUCGCGCAUCUGUCGUCUUCGUUGUUGUUGUUGGGGGCGCUAGUGGCGUUAACCCCUCCACUGUCUGAAGCAGUCACGGACGCUACUGCUUUGAGUUUUCGUGCCGGAUUCGCUCCUGACGACGUCAUCGGGCGGA
This is a messenger RNA of Aphanomyces invadans, 1177 nucleotides long. RefSeq lists its product as hypothetical. The record is from RefSeq and is a predicted model, not a curated record. The transcript has a single exon. The coding region runs from base 52 to 786 and encodes 244 amino acids. NCBI's taxonomy places the organism in Eukaryota, Oomycota, Saprolegniomycetes, Saprolegniales, Verrucalvaceae. Gene Ontology annotation, molecular function: RNA polymerase III core binding. Gene Ontology annotation, cellular component: nucleus. Gene Ontology annotation, biological process: negative regulation of transcription by RNA polymerase III.